Messenger RNA from Nothobranchius furzeri (turquoise killifish), 3341 nucleotides. It is a transcript of the gene ecm2, whose product is annotated as extracellular matrix protein 2, female organ and adipocyte specific. Gene Ontology annotation, biological process: extracellular matrix organization; positive regulation of cell-substrate adhesion. Lineage: Eukaryota; Metazoa; Chordata; Actinopteri; Cyprinodontiformes; Nothobranchiidae. Gene Ontology annotation, molecular function: heparin binding; collagen V binding; protein binding. Gene Ontology annotation, cellular component: extracellular matrix. The record is from RefSeq and is a predicted model, not a curated record.
CUCCCUGUUCAGCUCAACACAACAACUGAGCCAGACACACACCACUGCUGCAGCUGCAGGAGAACCAGAGGAGGAGCAGAGGAGAACCAGAGGAGAACCAAAGGAAGACAGGAGAAGCUGCGGUUGGGGAUCUGUCUUCAUGUAGCAGGAUGAGGUGGUGGCUGGUGGGGGUCGGUCUGUGGCUGACGGUGGUCCUGGUCGUUCCAGACGUCCAGGCCGGGGGGAGACCUCCAAACCCCCAGGGGGAAGAAGGUCACAGAGGGAAGAGGAAGAGAGAUGGAAAGGGCCGAACCAGAGAGGGACGUUCCAGACCCCUGAAGAUCAGACUGGUUCCUGGUCCUAACAUCCUAGAGAAACCAGCAGCAAACCAAGGAAGUUCUGGGUUUCUGAAAGUUUAUCGGAGCACCAAGGAUCAGCAGUCCAGCUACAGCGUUAUUCCAGUUCCCAAUGACCCCAGCGAAGCCGUCGUCCCGCUGACCCAGGAGGAGAUCCAGAAAAUCCUGUGGCGGGAGGAAGUGGAGCACCGUGAGGAGGAGGAGCGCCUAAGGAAGAAAGAUGAGGCAAGAAGAAAGAGAAGGAAGGAAAGGAAAGAGCAAGAGGAGAUACAGAGGAAGAUAGUAGAAGGCAAGAGAAGGAAGGAAGAGGAGGCUCUGAGGCUGCAGGUGGAGAAAGAGGAGGAGUGGAGGAAGCAGAUAGAGGAGGCUGAAGAAAGGAGACGUCAGGAAGAACAGAUCCAGAGAGAGGAGGAAGAGAGGAAAAAUAAAGAAAAAGAAGCAUUAGAAAAGGAAAGAAAGCUAAAGGAGGAAAUGAGGAAACAGGAGGAAAUACAGAGGAUAGAGGCAGAGGAGCGACAGAGUGAGGCAGAGGAAAAGGAGGUGUGGCUCAGAGGAGACGUGUUCCAGAUGACCCCAAAAGAACCUGACCUCCUCCCAGUUCCCAUCCCAAUACCUCCUGCAUUGACAGAGGAGCAGGAGGAGACGGAGCUAGGAGAGGAGAACCUGAUGACGAGGAGAAGUGGAGGAGCAGGUCUUCCUCUAGGCUGUGACAUCUCUGAUGUUACGUUAACCUGUGAGAAUGCCCAACUCAGACACUUUCCACCUCUGAGCAUCAGUGAGCUGAAAUCCCUCAGCCUGGAGGGUAACAACAUCACCAACAUUCCAGCAGGAGCCUUUAAUGGCAUUCCCAACCUGGAAUGGAUCAACCUAAAGAAAAACAAGCUCACCUCGGCUGGAAUCGAUGCUAACUCCUUCAAGGGUCUGAAGAUGCUGAGGCGACUGUACUUGGAUGAGAACCUCCUGGACACCAUGCCCCCUGACCUUCCACCCACUCUGCAGGAAUUGAAGAUCAAUGAGAACAAGCUCAGCAGAAUUGAUGAAAAUAGCUUCCAAGACCUGAGCAGCCUGGUGAUCCUGGAGCUAGAGGGAAACAUGCUGAGUGAAGGGAAUGUUGAUCCUAAAGCCUUCACUCCUCUAAUAGAGCUUUCCUACCUCAGACUGGGAAGGAAUCAUUUCAGAAUGGUUCCACAGGGUCUGCCCAGGUCUCUACUGGAGCUGUAUCUUGAGAACAACCUAAUUGAAGAAAUCUCGGAGACCGCUUUUAAUCAGACCAGUAACCUAAACGUAGUUUCUCUCAGACACAACAAACUGGAUGAGACCAUGAUUGCCCCAAUGGCCUGGUUCAACCACAGAAACCUGGAGUCUAUUGACCUGUCGCAUAACAAGCUGCACCUGGUCCCGUCGUUCCUGCCCAAAUCUCUGGUCCACUUGGUUCUGGUAGGAAACAGAAUUGAGAGGAUACCUGGUUUUGUCUUUGCCCACAUGGAUCCUGGUCUGGAAUACCUCUACCUGUCCUUCAACAAGCUGGAUGGAGAAGGAGUGGAACCCGAGUCAUUCUUUGGUGUUUACCACACCAUGACAGAGAUGUGUCUGGAUCACAAUCAGCUGAUCCACGUUCCUGUUGGAAUCAGUGAAAUGACCAACUUACACUUCCUCCGACUGGACAACAACCAGAUCAGGAGCAUCUCUGAUGAAAGCAUUUGCGACCCGAACCACAGCGGGGAAGCAACAUUGGUGGGAGUGAGGAUUGAGAACAACUACAUCGACCCUCAGAAGGUCUCUCCUACAGCCUUCUCCUGUGUGCGCUCUGCCUCCAGCGUAGUUUUAAAACCCCAGAAAACCAAAUAGGCUAAAUGAUGUCAGUUUGAGGCCUGAGAACACAAAGCAUUUGGAUUCCAAUCAGCCUAAAAAGAUCCUCAGAUUCUCCUGAUGGGUGGAGCGAUUAACAGGAUCAAAACUGGCCUCCAGAACACGAGGUGCAGAACAUUUAGCGUCAAAGUGGGGGUAGGGUUAAAGGAAUUUGCCUUCUGGGAACAUUCUGUCUGAUAUGUUUGGACUUCAUUUUUAUAAGAAGUGAGUAAUACUUUCUUUCACUCAGUUCUGACAUGUUGUUUUGGGUUGGGUAGGUUGCUAUGCUCAGUCCCACGGCCCAGAUGACAGAAUUCUUCCAGCCAUUAGAACCCAAACACAGCUUCCCACUUUGGUGUAAUGUUCAACUCUCUAAACUGCAGCAGAAAUUGUUAAAUACUAAUAAAGAAAUGGAAAGAAUUUGUCUGCAGUGAGACUCAGCCUCAGCACCUUCAGGUUCGCUCUGCUCCGUCUCCAGCCUGGAGAGGGGGGAACAUGUCCUUUUAACCUUAACUUCCUCUGAUGAUGCUCAGCAGAUGAGUCUCUGAGUGGUUUGAGGUCAAAGGUCGACAGAGAAAUGCUGAACAACAUGCAUCUACACAGACCCAAAGACAACAAACAAGAAGGCUUGUGGGUUCUGACACUUGUCAUUCAGAACCAGUAGAAACCAACCACUUGAGCUACAGACGCUCGUCAUUUGGAUCAGAACAUAGUCGGACUUCAUGGUCAACAUAAAUCCGGGUUCCUCCAUGGUUUUCUCUGGUUCACCUUCUUUGUACCACCUCUGAAGAUCAGUGUUCUGGCUCAUCUGUCUAACCACCUUAGUUGUCAUAAAGUUCUGGUUGAUCUAUUUCAUCAACUCAGUUGAGGAGGAAUUGAAAGCUCCUGUUUCUAACAGUUAAUGAAACAAAUAUUUUAGGCAACAUGUCUUUUUGUGGAGCAGCAGGUUCGAACGGGACCCUGAUACGGUCUCAGGUCACUUAUUUUCAAGUUGUUGUUUAUUUGCUGGUUCUGAUUGCUCUUUGAGGUUCUGGGUCUCUGUUCUCUUGUAUGCAUCUGUUGUUGUUUGGAAAAACCCAAAUCACCAGUCAUGGUUCUGUUUGACUUUCUCCUAAACUCUAAAUGUUCUAAGAAUAAAAUGUUCUAGUCACAACUCUA